This is a messenger RNA of Cyprinodon tularosa, 1193 nucleotides long. RefSeq names its product SH3 domain-containing kinase-binding protein 1. NCBI's taxonomy places the organism in Eukaryota, Metazoa, Chordata, Actinopteri, Cyprinodontiformes, Cyprinodontidae. The transcript is spliced from 8 exons. The record is from RefSeq and is a predicted model, not a curated record. Bases 176 to 721 code for a protein of 181 amino acids.
UUGUUGUCCUGCUCUAAACUUAGCUGUGAGAGCACCACUCCUCAUUACAACAUGCAGCCCAUUACAAAAGAUGGGAUCGAGUUACCUCAGAUGCUGCUGUUUAUCAGACGUGGCAGUGUAAAAACAAGAUUUAGCCCAGGCAGGUUUUUCUCUGCUUGUGUUCAGCUCUGAUAAGAUGGGCAGCUAUAACUCAGCCCUCAUUCCGGACACAGACGAGUUUGAUUCAAUUGUAUGGGAGAGCCUGAGUGAGCAGAGAGCUCCUGCAGCAGAGGAGGCCUUACAGUCAGAGCUUCAGUCUCUGGUAACAUUAAUCAUUGAGAAGAAAAGAGAAAUCUGCAGUGAAGAGAUGAAUUCUUCAACACAUCAAGAAAGCAUUCAGGGAGCAAACGAAAAUUGUUCUGUCCUUCAGGCUUCAGACAACAACGAUUCAAAGGAGUCUUUCUCCACCCUGCUGCCGAAAGCUCUCUCUGCUGUACUACAUCCAACUGGAUCUCCAGCAUCCAACUCAGACCACCAGCAGAGAGGCCAAGAGAAAAACAUUAAAGCAAAUGUAGAGCAGCUGCAGAUGGAAAUGAAAGACCUCAGGGAGCGGUUUGAACUAAUGAAGAGUCAGCACAACAAAGAAAUUAAACUGCUGAUGAAUGAGCUUGAUGAAGAGAAGAGGAUUCGCCUAACUUUGCAGAUGGAAAUCGAGCGGAUGAAGAAGCACAUGUCAAAAUGAAGAGGAACGACUGCAUAGAGGAGUGAGGUUUAUCAGAGAGGGUACCUCCAUCAUUAGACGGUAGAACCUCCUCCCUGUCCUGAACCCCCAACACACUUCAGAUUCAGCCUCAGUUAUUAAAGCUGAAACACAUUGGCAAACAGAUACUGGCUGAAGAACAGGAUGCUCCUCCCAAGCCGACGACCAGGAUGAGGAAGAGUUUCCAGGAUGUAGUAAUUGUGUACGUUUUCUUGUUACAACAAAACACGUUACACGCAUUUAUUAACUUUGUGGAUUUUUUUUUUUUUUUUUUUAAAGAUAUAUCAUGAUUGGAAAAUUCCAGAUCAAGAAAGUAUAUACAUGUUUUGUUUUAAUUUAUAUGAGCACUUAUCUAAGUUUUUAUGCUAUCGUUAAAAAAUAUUAUUGUAUGACAUAUGCAGUGGCUUGUUAUUUUCCGUUUGCAGCAAUUACAAAAAAAAAAUAUCUAUCUAUC